AUGUCCAUAACUCUGGAUUUUAACGGCAAGAACCUAGCCAAAAGCAAGCAAUUGGACCUUCACUACCUGCCGGCUAAGAUAGACGGCGAUGGCGAGGCGAAUGUGGAGCAGUACUUCAACAACUACACAAGGGAAGCAAGCGAAUUUGGCCAGGGAAUCCUGACGAACGCCUUGCGCGGAUAUCCUCUGAUGGGGGAGCAACUAAAAGUGCCCGAAGGAUACCGCGGUGUGGUGCUCCAGGAAACGGAGAAGCCCAUAAGCGAAGCCUCCGACCGACAGCUACGUCUCACAGGGGUUUUUGAGGAGUUCACCUAUUGGAACUACGACAAAGUGCCCUCCAAUGGCGAUGCCUACCGACAGGCGCUCCUCCAGGCGGAGGUGGCCCAAGCUCUGUCGCAGCCCAUCAGCGAAGAGGAUUUGGAGGCGGAAAUCGCUCGGAACAAGGAGAAUGCCUAGUCUUUAGUAGCGCUUUUAGCGAGUCUUUAUUUAGUACUUCAAAAUCUAAUCCAAUACAUGUGAAUCCUUACAA
Messenger RNA from Drosophila takahashii, 529 nucleotides. RefSeq names its product ribonuclease H2 subunit C. Gene Ontology annotation, cellular component: ribonuclease H2 complex. The record is from RefSeq and is a predicted model, not a curated record. Gene Ontology annotation, biological process: RNA catabolic process. NCBI's taxonomy places the organism in Eukaryota, Metazoa, Arthropoda, Insecta, Diptera, Drosophilidae.